AUGAAUGCUAGUGGACAGAAACAACGCGUUAACAAGACGUCUACAUUUGUAAGCAUUCUUCCGGGUGUGCUUGGAUACUCUGCUUACAUGGACACUCGUUACGAUCCACCAAGGAUUCGUAUCAUCUCCGCGGUGAACGAUCGGGCGCCAAAGAAGGGACUCUGCUUCUUUUGGCCGCCAUCCUCUUUGAAUGAACUGAAGGCAAAAUUCGGAGAACGGCUGAGUAAUCUCACAGAAGCACAGAAACACCAACGACUUUCUUUCUUCGCAUCAUUUACUUUCCCCAAGCUCACUUCUCCGAUAGAGUUUCACAAAACUUGUGAGGGCCAUGAUUUAGCAUAUGUAGCCUAUUACCUCUCCUGUGUGGUUCCCGCUCAGGUCCGAGCUCCUGUGUCAACUGUGAUCAUCUCCAAAAGUUUGAUGUGGUCGUCUCUUGACCAGUUUGUUGAGUUACAAGUGACAUCGAUCCCGAGAAUUCGCCAUACGACCGAUAUUCAGGAUCAGUAUUUGGAUCAAAGAACAGCCGUAGAAUCUCUAAAACUUGGUGUCUGCGUUCCACCUUUAUUCGGGGCUGUUGAACGAGAUUCUCUCAUGGAAUUUAUCGAAGCAACCAUGGUUUUGGGGGCUAAUCAUUUCUUAUUCUACGAUUACGAGAUGUCAGACGACUCACGUGACUUGUUGCGAUUUUAUCAAAAUGUCGGAACAGUCACUGUGUUACCAUGGGGAAUACCCUUCCCGGACGCGUCCAUUUGGUACCACGGCCAAUCAGUCGCCAUAGCGGACUGCUUGUUCAGAACUAUGGGGCAUUUCGACUGGGUGACGUUUAACGACAUUGACGAAUUUAUCGUUCCACGGGGUGAAAUCACCUCAUCGGGAACGAUUCCGGAAUUUCUCGUAGCGUACGGGAAACUCAACAUGUCCGGUUUCUCCACCAUUGCGAGUCUUGGGUUUCAGUCCGCCAUUUUCUACACGCCAACGUCAUUGGUUACAAACAUAAAGAGUAACACCUUCAAGUCCAUGAUUUCGGUCAAACGGACCAAGACUGUGUCAAAGGUGUUAACUAAGCAAAUUGUGAGGCCUGAGCGAGUGUUUGAGUUGGGUAUUCAUCACUUAAGUAGUGCAUUACACGCAAAUUUCACUGGACAUCUGGUUAGUCAGAAUAUAGGACUGUUACACCACUACAAGGAAUGUAAGCCUGAACCACGGUUUCUGAUCAAUUGUGACGAAUUCGUCGAGGAUAAAGCAUUUUACCGAUAUGUGGAACGGUUCAAACAUCGUGUUAAGAAAACUCUAUCCCAACUAGCACUGCUUAAACUUACCGGUAGUAGUUGA
This is a messenger RNA of Liolophura sinensis, 1332 nucleotides long. RefSeq names its product beta-1,4-galactosyltransferase galt-1-like. The coding region runs from base 1 to 1332 and encodes 443 amino acids. The transcript has a single exon. Lineage: Eukaryota; Metazoa; Mollusca; Polyplacophora; Chitonida; Chitonidae. The record is from RefSeq and is a predicted model, not a curated record. Gene Ontology annotation, molecular function: glycosyltransferase activity. Gene Ontology annotation, cellular component: cytoplasm.